UUAGAGGUUAUGUUAAGAAUUCAAGAAGGAAACGCAAAAGGUCCAAAAAUGUCGAUUUUGAGUAAGGAAGCGUCCAAAUUAGACCGGAAACUGAAGAAAUAUGCUGAGGAUUGUGAAUACUACACCACUCAAGUGGAGGAAACCUUCAAAACAAUGGAUGAAAAGAAUCUCCGGAUGUUCAAUAAAAUCCUCCAACGCAUCACAAAAUGCAUCGGAAAAGCAUUCUCCCUCUUUCGCGAUACCCUGAAGAGGAUUCUCAAGCAGAUGGUGCUGCUCCGGCAUUCGAGUAAGGAUGAGAUUUACGCGCAACUCCUUGACACGCAUAUGGAGACAUUUGCCCUCCUGACACAGGAGUGCAAAGGGCAGUGGGUGACAUUGCGGUGGAUCCUCAAGUGCUGGACAUAUGUCAUCAAGUCCCUGCCCGAGGAUACUGUGCGUGGGAUCGUUAUGAAUCACGUUCAUGAGCUAUACUUCCUCACAAAGAGCCUCCUUGGAGCUGGAGAAUACCGCAAUCAACGCUCAGUUAUGCUCCUCAUCUUCCAGUGUGCUUCUACCAUGACUUCCGGGGAUAUGGAGAAGUUGGCACGGGGGAUCUUCCCGCAGGAUCAACUUUCACGUCUUCGUCGCAUCUUUGGGCAUCAGAAUGACAACACAGCAGAGAUGGGUAUCCGUUUGUGCCUCAAUGAGUACAACAGCCUCCUCACGCAGCCGGAAAUUGUCUCUUUUCCCGUCUCCCACCUUCAGUUGGGAGCCCAAAAAUGUCAAGCCCGGAAGGGGGAAAGCAUCUGGAUAGAUUUUAAUACCUUCCCUCACGCCAUCUCCAUCUACUGCAGCUCUCUGGCUUUCCUGGAUGGCCUCACAGACAGAUUGAUGCUGAUCUACAUCCCCGUGAAGAUCAUUGAUGGUUUCAUCGUCAAUCGGACUCACCAUGAGAUGGAAAUCAUCAUCUUAGCCGAACAGAAGUUCACAGUUGUCGACGUAGAGUCCGGAGAUGUUGAUCAAUUCCUCAAUAUUCUCGAUCUAAAAUGCAACUUCUCGAUUCCGGAUAAGAUUCGCGAUGAUGGUUUUGCAAUGAUUGAGAAAGUUGCACGAAUUGUUUCUUUGAAACGUCGCGUAAAGAAAGAUUCUUGGAAGAAUCUUCCACUUUGUGCGAAGAAAGCAGAUGAGGAGAAUCUUCGGAAUCUCAGUGCGGAGAAGGAUUUGCAGCAGACGGAAUCGAUGAAUUAUGUUAAUAAUAAUUUCACAAAGAUUCUAACUGUUACGCAGAAGGAUCCAAUUGAGCCGCAGCAAUGUAUGAGGAAGGAGGAGACUUGGAAGGCACACAGGACAACUCAAAUGUCUCCUGAGCUAAUGGAUAUUGAUGAGAGUGUUGCAGCAGCAUCUCCAGUUGUCAAUGAAACUGUUUUGGCAGAAGAUUCCGGAGUCUUUAUGAUGAAUCUCUGUGUGACGCCGCCACCGAAGGAUGUUCAGGAACAAGUUCCGGAUGAAACUUUGGAAGAGAUUCCUCCGAAUGUGGUGCAAGCGAAUGAGACACAAAUGUCCUACAGAAGUCCGAUCUAUAAGUCGCCAGGAGCACGUGUCUUCCUAGAAACUGAAGCAGAUGAAGCUGUUUCCGAGGAUUCAGAUGACAAACCUUUGAUAACGAAGGUAAAGAAGCCGGCUUCAAAAGCCAGAGCAAAGAAGGCGAAGAAAAAGAUCGAGAAGAGCCCUCAGGAGGUCCAGAACAGAACUCAGGAGAUCCAGAAGAGGCCUAAAAAGAUCAAGAAGAGUCCAAUUUCUCGCCUAAAUAAGACCAAGACCAGGGGAAGACCUCGAAAGGCAAGGAAGCAGGCAAGCCAGAGCCCCAUUAGCGACGAUUGUGUGCCGAAGGAGGUAGUUAAACCGAAAGAAUCGAGUCAAGAGACAUUUUACAACGGCUACAAGAGUCCAGGAACAGAGAGUGAUGGCUUUGAGAUUAUUGAUCCUCCCCAGAAGUUGCCUGAGCGCAAUUCUUCCGUGAUAAAGCCUGGCAGAUCAUUCCUAUUAGAACUGCCUUCUGCUUAUACGAAGAUUAAUGAUUUGCAGAAAAUUGAAGCCAAGGAAGGGAAGAAUUCACUCCUUGAGAGCCUGAACAGGGAGAAAACUCCAGAGAUCGUUGAAGCCAGGCAAGAGAGUCCCAUCCAUUGGUUAGCUGGUAAGAAGAGAGGAAGAUUUGCCCUCAUUGAGAGUCCAGAUGGAUUGGAAAUUGUUGAGGAGAAUCAAAUGAUUGCUAAGAGACGUCGCUCGGAUGAAGGAUCUGACUCAACGGAUGAUGAGCAAAUUGAAGGCUUGAGGACAACUGUAACAGUUCAGAUUGAGAAUCAUCCGAACUCUGGGGAAGUUGAGACAAAUGAAGACGUUGUGAUGAUUGAUUCGGAGGAAGAUGAAGAAAUGAAGGAUUUAGCCGUUGAAGCGUCGAAGAAUGUUGGAGCAACAGGAAGAGUUGAUGAAGUUAAGUGGGGAAGAUUUAUGGAAGUUAGAGCCAGGAAGAAUGAUGAAGGAUUGAGUGCGAAGGAGGAGGAAUUCAAGACAAGACAGAGACAGGACGAUGUUAUAGCAAAGAGGAAGGAAGACGUCAAGGAAAAGGAGGAAGACGUCAAUGAAAAGGAAAAAUACUUAAAGGCAAGGAAGGAAGACGUCAAGGAAAAGGAGGAAGAUGUCAAGGCAAGGAAGGAAGACGUCAAGGAAAAGGAGAAAGACUUAAAGGCAAAGAAGGAAGACGUCAAGACAAGGAAGGAAGACGUCAAGGAAAAGGAGGAAGAUCUAACAAGAGCCGAUAAGGAGAACGAUAAGAACAUUCCUUGCUACAGGAAACCAGUAAAAGUUUCCCUUCCAAUCGAUGAGCUUCCCGCUUCCAAGACAAAGAAGUCAACAGCUCUUUCAACACUCAGGAAGACUUCUUCGGAUGAAUUUGAUAUUUUCAGCAAUAUUCCCGACAUUUCCAGGACAAUUGAUAAAUUCCUCAAUCGCGAUGAGAAAGAGGAGAAGAAGAACAAAGAUGAGAAGAGGGAGGAAAAGAAGGAGAAUAUUGAUAUUUUUGAUAAACUUCGCUAUGAGAAUUGUUCAAUGGUUGGGCGAAAGAGGAAGCUCUUCAAUCCACUUCAGAAUCUCCAGAAUAGUCAGGAGUUGAAUGCUCCGGAAGAGAAGAAGGCCAAGACGCCUGUUUGGAAGUUCUUCAAGAGUCGCAAUAAUCCCAACAGCUCACCGUCGGACAUUGUGGUUGAUUCGGAACUGAGUCAGGCGAGCAAUGGGACACACUUUGGGGGAAAGAAGUUGAAGAAGAUCGAGAAGAAUUUGACGAAGAUCAACAAGAAGGUGAAGAAGCAGCCUAAACCGGAGGAGCCGACGGAGCUGAAGCCACGGAAGCGCGUUAGCAGGAAGAGAGCUUCACUUCCGAUUGUUAAGAGAUCCGUCAGUGGAAUUGCGGGCAUCAAGGCGGGAGUCUUUGUGGCCAAUAUCACGCCAAACACGUCGAACUUCUUCUUCAACAAUGUGAGUCUUCAGGCUAUGAACAAAACCAAUUAGAUCUCCGAUUAGGGCAGCCAAAAAGAGGGAGGAUCAAGUAAUUUUCUAAUUUUUUUUUAAUUAUUCUUCUAUUCUUCAAUUUAUUAUUCUUGAAAUGAAUUCUUUUCUGUGAAA
This is a messenger RNA of Lutzomyia longipalpis, 3657 nucleotides long. RefSeq names its product interaptin-like. NCBI's taxonomy places the organism in Eukaryota, Metazoa, Arthropoda, Insecta, Diptera, Psychodidae. The transcript has 8 exons. The coding region runs from base 10 to 3543 and encodes 1177 amino acids. The record is from RefSeq and is a predicted model, not a curated record.